AUGGCUUCACUCGCAACAGCUUGCCGCCUCUCGGCGAGGAUGGUGCGCAGGGCACCCGCAGAGACGGCCAUCCGAGGAUUCCGCUCCUCAGCACGAUGCGCCGCCGCCCAGAACUUCACCAUGCCUGCCCUGUCCCCGACCAUGACGGAGGGCAACAUCGCCACUUGGAAGGUCAAGGAGGGCGACAGCUUCUCCGCCGGCGACGUCCUUCUCGAGAUCGAGACCGACAAGGCCACGAUGGACGUUGAGGCCCAGGAUGACGGCAUUGUCUUCAAGAUCAUGUCCGGCGACGGCAGCAAGGCCGUCCAGGUCGGCACCCGCAUCGCCGUCUUGGCCGAGGCUGGUGAUGACGUCUCCCAACUUGAGGUCCCCGCCGACGAGUCCGCCGCCGGCAAGACGCCCCAGCCCGAAGAGGAGAAGAAGAAGAAGAAGGAGGAGAAGCUCGAGGCCAACGCCGACGAGCAGGACAGGAGGGGCUCCCCUGCCGAGAAGAACACGGCCGACGGCAAGGUCCACAAGCAAAAGUACCCCUUGCUCCCCUCGGUCCAGAGCCUCGUCCACCAGCACGGCAUCGACGCCGACACGCUCUCGAGCAUCACGCCCACCGGCCCCCAGGGCCGCCUCCUCAAGGGCGACAUCCUCGCCCACCUGGGCACCAUCAACCGCGACACGCCGGCCAAGAUCACCGAGCGCUUCGCCAAGCUCGCGGUCCUCGACCUCAGCAACAUCAAGAUCGCCGACAGGGCGCCCAACGCCACCCCGACCACGGGCCCCAAGCCCGCCCCCGAGCCCGCGGCCCCCGCCCCCGGCCCCGCCCCGCCGGCCAGGACCCAGGUCGCCCUCCCCAUCUCCCUGGCCCACGUCGCCGAGGCCCAGCGCCGCAUCCAGGACACCCUCGGCGUCUUCAUGCCCGUCUCGACCUUCAUCGCCCGCGCCGCCGACAAAAAAAAUGAAGUCCUUGCGGGCGGUCGCGGCGUCGUCCGCACCAAGGUCCCCCCCAAGCCUGCCGCCGCUGCUGCCGCCGCCGCCGCGCGGGAGGGCGUCAACACGUCCGGGAGGAACCUGUUCACCCUCGUCGUGCCGAGGGGUGACGAGAAGCGCGCCGCCGUCUUCCUGGAGAGGAUCAAGGUCAUCCUCGAGAACGAGCCGGGACGCUUGGUGCUGUGA
Molecule: messenger RNA, 1167 nt
Organism: Verticillium dahliae VdLs.17
Lineage: Eukaryota; Fungi; Ascomycota; Sordariomycetes; Glomerellales; Plectosphaerellaceae
Product: pyruvate dehydrogenase protein X component
Exons: 3
Coding region: 1-1167 (388 amino acids)
Biological process (GO): pyruvate decarboxylation to acetyl-CoA
Cellular component (GO): pyruvate dehydrogenase complex
Molecular function (GO): dihydrolipoyllysine-residue acetyltransferase activity
Source: RefSeq, a predicted model, not a curated record